AUGUCUUCGUCAUCAAGUGGCUCAGAAGACGAUGAAGGCUUCGACGCAUACAGGAAAGGUGGGUACCACGCGGUGAGGAUCGGUGAUUCAUUUGCCGGCGGUCGAUAUAUUGCCCAGAGGAAGCUGGGUUGGGGGCAGUUCUCCACGGUUUGGCUGACUUAUGAUACCCAAACCUCUGUGCGUUCCUCUAAAUCUAAAUAUGUUGCCCUUAAAAUCCAAAAAAGUGCACCACAAUUUGCUCAAGCUGCUCUCCAUGAAAUCGAACUUCUUUCUGCCAUUUCUGAUGGUGACCCUUCCAAUGAGAAGUGUGUUCCUACUCAAGCUGAUCAAGUACAAUCGCUACAAUGGCCUCGAGCUAAACCAAGUGAAGGAAAUGUGCAAGUGCAUAUUAAUUGGCUUGACUACUUGCAUAGAGAACUUGGCAUCAUUCAUACAGAUCUUAAACUCGAAAACAUUCUUUUGAUCUCCACUAUUGACCCUGCCAAGGACCCUGUUAGAUCCGGCCUCGCCCCAAUUCUUGAGAGGCCUGAAGGAAGCCUGAACGGUGGGGCCACCACCAUGAGUUUGAUUGAAAAGAAGUUAAAAAGGCGAGCGAGAAGAGCUGUGCUUCGGAUAUCAGGAAGAAGGUCGUCGACAGAAGGGGAGGAAGAGAGCACGAAGCUACGAAAAAAUUUACAGGGGCUGGAUAUAAGGUGCAAGGUUGUGGACUUCGGAAAUGCAUGCUGGGCUGAUAAGCAGUUCGCUGAGGAGAUCCAGACAAGGCAAUAUAGAGCUCCAGAAGUUAUAUUAAGAUCGGGAUACUCAUUCUCUGUUGAUAUGUGGUCGUUUGCUUGCACUGCCUUCGAGCUUGCCACGGGGGAGAUGAUGUUCACCCCUCAGGGUGGCCAAGGAUUCAGUGAGGAUGAGGAUCAUCUAGCACAAAUGAUGGAACUCCUUGGGAAGAUGCCACGGAAGAUAGCUGUAGGAGGGUCUCGAUCCAAAGAUUACUUCGACAGAUAUGGGGAUUUGAAGAGGAUUCGAAGGCUAAAAUUCUGGCCACUUGAUCAAGUACUAGUUGACAAAUUCAAAUUUUCUGAAAGUGAUGCCCGGGAGUUUGCAGAGUUUCUUAACCCCCUUCUUGAUUUCACCCCAGAGAACAGACCAACUGCUCAACAGUGUCUACAACAUCCAUGGCUUAAUGUCAAUACUGACAAGGAAGCAAGUACACAAUAA
Thlaspi arvense is the source of this 1212-nucleotide messenger RNA. The record is from the annotation of a GenBank genome assembly. NCBI's taxonomy places the organism in Eukaryota, Viridiplantae, Streptophyta, Magnoliopsida, Brassicales, Brassicaceae.